AUGAAGCCUGCGCUACUCAACGCAAGCCUCUUGGCCGGCAGCACCGCUCUCACUCUGCGGCCGGCGCUGCAAUCCCUCAUCCGCCCUUGCAUUGGCGCCCGAUUCGCCUCCGUUCGCCGCGAAACCUCCCGCCCCUCGCGCAUGGUCCUGUCCGACAACGUCCAUCGAUCGCCCCCUUCCGCCAACGAUGCCAGACGCAAGCGCCAUGCCCCAGGUCCCUUUGGGGCCAUGAACAAGCGUGUCGCCAACAUUGACCCUCGACGGCAGCCCCGCGCUCCGGCCUCUGCCGACAAACGCAGCGACGCGACCCGCAAGCACGGCGAUGACCGCAAGGCCCUCAAGAUGCACCGCGCCCUUGCCUCCAUCUCGUACGGCCGCCGUACGAGCAUGAAGGGUCGCAUGGCCGAGUACGAGUCCUUCUCGCAGUUUGACUUGCUGCCCUCGGUCCAGACCGCCAUUGACGAAGAGCUCUUCAAGGGCAUGACCGACAUCCGCCCCACGCCCGUCCAGCGCCUGGCAAUUCCCGCGCUCCUCGGCCAGUCCGCCACCGGCUUCACCGAGAAGACGCAGGCAAAGGCCCCGACGAGCAUAGCGCCAGGCAAGGUGCCGUCGUUUCUGCUCGCCGCCGAAACCGGGUCCGGCAAGACCCUCGCUUACCUGCUGCCCGCCAUCAACGCCCUCAAGCAGGCCGAAGCUAUUGACCCGGAUAUUGCAGCCUACAACGAACGCUUUGCCGCCGAGAAGAAGCGUCAGGAGGAGUUGCAUGGAAAGGGGAAACCGUUUGACGAGCCGCAUCCCACCAUGGCCCGGCCCAAGGUCGUCGUCUUAGUCCCUACAGCGGAACUUUGUCAGCAGGUCAUGCGCGUGUCCAAGUCCGUCUCCCACGCCGUCAAGUUCAAGACAGAGAUGCUCUCCUCGGAUCUCAAGCCCCAGCAGAUUCAGCGCAACGUGUACUCCCCCAGAGGCCUCGACGUCGUCGUCGCCACGCCGCACUUGCUCGCCGCCAUGGCCGACUCCGACCCCAACAUCCUCUCCCGCGUCUCCCACCUCAUCAUCGACGAGGCCGACUCCCUCUUCGACCGGAGCUUCGCCCCCGUCACCAUGAGCAUCGUCGAGCGCGCCACUCCGUCCCUCAAGCAACUGAUCUGCUGCUCCGCCACCAUCCCCAGGAAGCUCAACAACUACCUCGCCGUCAACUACCCCGACAUGAAGCGCAUCGUCACACCCAACCUGCACGCCAUCCCCCGUCGCGUACAGCUCGGCGUCAUCGACGUAUCCCGCGAUCCGUACAGGAACAACAAGGACCUCGCCUGCGCCGAAGCCAUCUUCAGCAUCGGUCGCGAGUCCGCCCAACAUGAGGGUCCCGCCAAGGACGAGGUUGACGUGCGCCGCAUCAUGGUCUUUGUCAACGAGCGCGAAAAGACAGAGGAACUGGCUGAUUACCUCCGCUCUAAGGGCAUUGACGCCCAGGCCCUGCACCGCGACACGCCGGAGAAGCGACACGGCGAGAUUCUUGAGGUGUUCACCAAGGCCGACCCUCUCCGCGUCGCCCGGCCGGAUCGCCAGGUUGCUCGUGGUUGGCUCUCAAGCAUCAAAGUCUUGGUCGUCACGGAUUUGGCUUCUCGAGGCAUCGACACUGUUGCUGUGCGUCACGUCAUCCUCUAUGAUGUGCCGCAUACUACAAUUGACUUUAUCCACCGUCUAGGCCGCGCUGGGCGCAUGGGGCGCCGCGGGCGCGGCAUUGUCCUCGUGGGCAACGAUGAUCGUCGCGAUAUCGUCGCUGAUGUAAAAAAGAGCAUGUUUAUGGGCCAGGCUUUAAUAUAA
Molecule: messenger RNA, 1824 nt
Organism: Cordyceps fumosorosea ARSEF 2679
Lineage: Eukaryota; Fungi; Ascomycota; Sordariomycetes; Hypocreales; Cordycipitaceae
Product: DEAD-like helicase
Exons: 1
Coding region: 1-1824 (607 amino acids)
Molecular function (GO): ATP binding; nucleic acid binding
Source: RefSeq, a predicted model, not a curated record